Molecule: messenger RNA, 459 nt
Organism: Brassica napus (rape)
Lineage: Eukaryota; Viridiplantae; Streptophyta; Magnoliopsida; Brassicales; Brassicaceae
Exons: 1
Coding region: 1-459 (152 amino acids)
Source: RefSeq, a predicted model, not a curated record
AUGCCCACGACGCUCCUCAAAGCAAACCCUAGCAAUUUCCGAGCCCUGGUUCAGAAAUACACCGGCCGUUCUACCGGGAUUGAUGUUUCCAGCGGAAGAAAAGGUCCGGUGACGUUAGAUUUCAGGUCUCCGGCUUCGGUGUUGAAAGAAGUCAUUUUCCCAAGCUCCGGUGAUCUCCAGAAUCACGAUUGUGCCACUUAUAGGCACAGCGGUUAUGGGGAGAGUCACGUGACCUGUGAACGGGAAGGUACCAAAGCGGCGUCCUAUCAGAUGGGUCAACUAUGUAAUGAUUAUAUGGUUUGUGGUGGGUAUGAUGAUCAUGGUCAUCAUGAUAACCAUGAUGAAGGUGAUCUUGUAAGGGAAUACUUGGAAAAUAGUAGUUUUAAUGGAGUGAAUUGUGAUGAUUUUUACCAUGAUACGGUAUUGUUGGAGGAGUUUAUGAGAGAUCUUGAUUUCUGA